Amphiprion ocellaris (clown anemonefish) is the source of this 3650-nucleotide messenger RNA. RefSeq names its product tetraspanin-7-like. Gene Ontology annotation, cellular component: membrane. The transcript has a single exon. Bases 312 to 1406 code for a protein of 364 amino acids. The record is from RefSeq and is a predicted model, not a curated record. Lineage: Eukaryota; Metazoa; Chordata; Actinopteri; Pomacentridae.
GCAGUUGCCGGGAUGUGACUAUCAGCGGAGGGAUUUGGAGUAUUGGUGACCAUGCAGGUGGAAAGAACACCUGAAAUAAACCGAUGAAGAGGGUGGAAACAAGGCAGCUGUGGAUGCAGAUAACGACAGAACGCAACACCUAUCAGUGUGAUUUACAGUCCGGUCGGCGUUGGUGUUGUUGGUGGCGGAUUAAUAACCAGUCAUAAAGAGGUGGGAGGAGGAUUGUGUGUUGCAGGAGGACGAGAGUGAAGCGACGGAUAGAGGGAGGAAGAGAGAGAGGGAGGGGAGUAAAUAAAACCAUCGCCGGGAUCAUGAGCUCCGCACUGCCUUACGACUCGCUGUCAGCCCGGCCAAGUCCCUGCAGAAGAGCUCUGGACUGGGAGCGUGAGCAGCUAGCUGUCCGUCGACUGUCCUCUCCACGAGGUCUCGACCUGCUCACUCCUCCUCCUCUUCCUCGUCGACCCUCGGCCAUCCCUGGAUACCUGCUGCCUCCAUACCAGGAGCAAGAGGAGCAGCUCCACCACCAACACCAGCAGCAACGUCUAUCCCUGUCCAUUGGCUCAGAGGCCUCGCUGGCGCCCCCAGCACCUCCACCUGUGGGCGCCGCCCCACCCUGCUGCCGUCCAGUGGGAGUCAUGCACCUCCUACGUCUGGGGCUCCUGGCCUUCAGCUGCCUUUUCUGGGCAGCUGGUUUAGCCAUCUUUACCCUGGGUGUCUGGGCUCAGAUCUCUCUGGCGGACUACAUGCUGCUGUCUGCCAACCGCUACCCCAAUGCCCCGCUCAUCCUCCUGACUACAGGUGCUGCCAUCACUGCUUGGGGCUUCCUGGGUUGUCUAGGGGUUGCUGCAAACCUGCCCUGCGUGCUGAGGGCUUACGGGUUCUUCCAACUCGCGGCACUUACUGCUGGUUUGGCAGCUGGACUCUCAGGCCUCUUCUACCGUGAGGACAUCGCAGGAGGGUUUCGCAGCGGUUUACAGCGAGCGGUGGCAGGUUACACGGAGGAUGAAGGCCGCGCCGACGCUCUAGACAGCCUGCAGAGGGCCCUGGAGUGUUGCGGGGCCGACGGUUGGCGCGACUGGCUCACGUCGGAUUGGGCGAUCCAACAUAUGACCUUCCUGCCCUCCGAGAAUGGCACCUCGGUGUCCCUGCCAGACAGCUGUUGCGUGAGGCGCAAAGGCUGCAAGAAUCGGCCUCUUCUGUCAGAUGAUAUUGAAGGAGUAGCUGCUGCAAGAAUCCAUCCACACGGUUGCUUCCGCAAAGUCUUCAGCUUGGUCAACGACAACGUCUUCCACAUUGCUGCCACCGUGUUGGGAUUAGCCUUCCUGCAGAUCGGAGGCAUCGCCCUGGCUUGUCUACUGGCCAACAAACUGACACCCAGACAGCACCGACGUGUUGUAGCACAUUGAUCGUCAAGUGUAGAAAACUUAGCUAGCAUCUCUGGGGAUUGGCCAUUUUGUAGAUAAACAGGAAGUGGAAUGAGCAAUGCCAUUUGAGUGUAAUAUAGUUGUGAGGCAGGUGGAGUUGUUAUUGGUGUAUUCAGGUUUCUGGAGGAAAAAUUCAUAUCCACUUAUUUGUAGGCAUUCAAAGGUUCACAUAGCUGUAAAACGUUCCUAAAAAUAUCAGUAAACAAACCCAGAACCCGAUUUGUGACACAUGACUUUCUGACAAGCCUGCGUACAUAAAACACAAGGAAAUAAAUCUACUUCAACUCCUGUUGAGUAUUUCUUUAAGAAGCAUUAAAUUAUGGAGAUUUAAAGUUAACAUUUUGCAGAAAGUUGAUAUUACCAUCUGCAGUUUAAAUGAAUGCUCUUUCUUGUCUCUGUUACACUCAAUGGUCUGAGCCUGAAUACACUAUGGCACAAUAAUGACAUUUUUUUUUUCUUACAUUCAGCAUGGAUAGAAAGUGUCUGUUUGGUUUAACUUUUGUUUCUUACAAGCAAAAAAAUUGUAUGUUUUAAAAAAAAACUGGUUUUGCACCACCAAAUGGUAGUACAAUGAGACUUUGAUUUUUCUUCCUUUUCAGUGUAUGGAUUGUUUAAUUAAUUGCAUGAAAUAAUGUGCUGCUCUAUAUAUAAUGUAUAAAAAUUAUUCUGAAUGUAAUAUUUUCAAGUCAUUUGAUCUUCUUUUAGUACAUUUCGGCACUGAAUGCACAGGAAUGUUCACCAGCACUUUUCCACAUAGAUUAUUUAGUCUGGCUGUGUUCAACAGAUGUUUGUAUCUACAUCAUUUAGUUUUCCCAUCACAAAGACUACGCUGUGUUCGAAUGGUGCUUUUAAACAUCCUUUGAAAACAUCUUUAUGUAGUGCUGUCUGGUAUUUUGUGCUGUUUAUACAGCUGAUGGACUGUAGUUGUAGUAGUUUCCACUGUGUAGAGUGCUUUGGUGAGAUAUUUUGUAAGAUUAUGACUGCUUUAAAACUGUUUCAUACAGAUGUCUGUGUGUUGUUAGAUGUUUUGAGGCACAUCACUGAAAUGUAUGAAUAACAUUUUUGGAAAUACUGAGUUGUAGUGCAUGACCCAGAUAAUGUGCAGCCUAUUACUAGCAUGAAGCAUCAAGAAGUCUGGAGUUUUCUCACCUCAAGUUGACUUACAGUACAUAAAGAGUCACCAUUUAGGGGGAUAUCUUUAUUGUUGUUUGAGAAUUACAUUAAAGUAUUGAUUUUUCACUUUUUAUUUUCAUCUCUGUAUACUAAAUAGGAUGCUACAACCAGACGAUAGCAGUCUUGCUAGACUAAGCUAAUUAGGUCAUUUCUGCACACUAAAGCUACAACCAGCAGUUUGCAAUCUAUGCAAGACUAAGCUAGUUAGCUAAUUUCUGUAUGCAAAAUAUGAAGCUCCAACCAGCAGCCAGCAGUCUUUAUGCUAGGCGAAGCUAGUUAGCAUAGUCUAGCAUUAAGACUGGGAAAUAUUCUGAGAGCAGAGAGAAAGCUAGUUUGGCAGGUGGAAGAAUUUGUUUUUUUUGUUUCAUCCUUAAAAACAUAUAAAAUAGAUGAUAAACGAGAUACUGUAUUGUUACUGUGCUAAUAUACUUUGUUAAUUGUUGUUACAGGUGGAUAGUGCCAGGCAAGCUAGCUCUUUCCCAUUGUUUCCAGUGUUUGGAAACUGUGCUAGGUUCUGCUAACAAGUUGCUGGCUUACUUAUCUUUAUAUCUAACAUAUGACUGUAGUAUUGAUCUUUUUAUGAAUUUGUGCAAGAAGGCAAAUGGGUGUAUUUCACAAAACUAUAAACGCUAAAGUGUUUUUGUCUCAUAUGAACUUGUUUUUGUACAUAUUUUAGGAGAACUAUGCAUUGAAAUGAUACAAAUUAUACAAAACCUUCCUUCCAGCCUCCUCAUCGUACAUAUUUCAUGUUUUGGUUAGGCCUUAUUAUUGCUUAUGUAACUGUAACAUAUGAUACACAUCCAAACACAGUAAUGUAUAAUAUAUUGUAAUAAUUACCAACAGGGCAAGCAAGCAUGACUGAGACUGUAAACCAUAUGUCGACAAUAAACAAAAGAUCUCAUCACAGGAUUUGAUAUUGAUUAGAAACUGGGAACGGCAAUGUCAAGGUCUGCUGCCCUUGAAUAUAUUAAAAUGGCAACCGCAAUCUUGUAAUAUCCUGUUGAUGGAGGGCAGCAACAUGCAAUGGGGUACAGUACUGAUCAGAAUCAUGUC